GAUUUAGCGAUAAAAUACUAAAUCGAAUAGCAGAGACAUAUCCCAAUAUUAAGUAUCUCAAUUUGCAAAAGGAUGAGUAUAUAUCCUGUAAUAUGAGCAUAAUAACUAGUGAAGGCUCCAGCAACUCAACCUUAGCUUUUGUAAAAUUACCAAAUAUAACUAUCGAAGCAAUUGCUAGUUCGUGUAUUAAUUUAAAGUAUCUCAAAUUGGAAGAGUAUGAUAAUGUUAGCAAAGAAGCCAUAGAUCAGCUGGUUUUCUCACUUAGUCCAAAUAUUCAUGUUGAGAAUUUCAUGUGUACUAUAACACCAGCCUCCUUUAGUGUAUAUCCCAGAAUGUAUCAUCUGUCGAGAAGACUGAGAAUGAUAGUUGAUACAUCAAGAGAUGUUAAGACCAUAUAUAAAUAUGUUAAAAAUGAACUAAUGAGGAGAAGGGACAUUAUUAGAUCAAGCAUUAAGGUUCUGCAAACGAUCUGA
Funneliformis geosporum is the source of this 473-nucleotide messenger RNA. NCBI's taxonomy places the organism in Eukaryota, Fungi, Glomeromycota, Glomeromycetes, Glomerales, Glomeraceae. The record is from the annotation of a GenBank genome assembly.